AUAAAGGCUCGAUCGAAAGAGAGACUGUUCACAUUGAAAGGGGUUUUGCUAAAGGAAACUUCAGAUAUGAAGCUGUUACUUUAUGCAGCCGUGUUCUGUUUUUUGAUCUCCCUGGUUACGGCAGGAGAGGAAGAAGAUGGGGGUGAAGAGGAAGCCGCCCCUAAUGGGAAUGAGACUGAGACGGCUCCCCGUGGGCCAAAGGUGGACGGACAGAAAGGAGGAGAAGGAGAAGAAGAAGAGGAGGAACAAGCAGGUGGAUCUGCGACCCCGACAACAGGAAAGACUACAACAGCUCCGGCACCGACCGCGCCACCGACAAAGCCACCAAGCGGUGGCGGUAGCACGCCAGAGGAGCAAGGGACUGGGGUUGAAAGCAAAGGCCCGAAAAAAAGGUGGAAAACGAGGGCCCAGGAGAUGCCGUUUGUCCCCAACAAAGUCUAAUUGCAUUGGCAAAGGCAACUUCAAACUAUGGUAUUACAACGCAUCAUCACAGCUUUGUGAACGUCACAAAGUGGGAGGAUGUCCCAAACUAAUUGGAGGAUUCGUGUUUUGCCCCGAAUGCAUGAAUUGGUGUAACAAGCGUAUAAAUGCGAAGAAAGCCUGCUUGGGUGUUAAAUAAAGAAGGAUUUUUCGUGACAUCCAUCAAGAUGCCAUUAAGUGAACGGCAUGUGUGCGUCAUAAAAAAGUGUCCUAUUGUGCUCUCCCUAAAAUCAUAAUAAGAAAGUAACCUACAGUACCCAUGCCAAUGGAAAAUAGAUAAGAAAUGUGAAUUAAACUGAAUUCAAAGUGCACGUUUAAAUAAAGCUC
This is a messenger RNA of Rhipicephalus sanguineus (brown dog tick), 807 nucleotides long. RefSeq names its product bone sialoprotein 2-like. The transcript has 7 exons. Gene Ontology annotation, molecular function: serine-type endopeptidase inhibitor activity. Lineage: Eukaryota; Metazoa; Arthropoda; Arachnida; Ixodida; Ixodidae. The record is from RefSeq and is a predicted model, not a curated record. The coding region runs from base 137 to 619 and encodes 160 amino acids.